AUGUUUAGACUUACUAGACAUUUACCAAAGAGAUUAUAUACCACCAAAGUUGCUGUUGACGAGCAUUGCUUGCCUCUCAAGCCAACAUGGUCUAUCAAAUCACUGCUACAAACCUCAGCAGAGCCCAUUUCAGACAAACAAUUCAAGCAUUUGCUUAAUCUGGCCCAACUUUCUAUACGAGAUAAACAGCAUGAAUUGAAACUAAAGGCGGAAAUUGAUCAACUCACACAAUUUACAGACAACAUCAAGCAAUGGAAUGCUUCUGUCGAUAAACCCUUGACUCACAUUUGGAAAGAGGAUGUUGGACAGAUACUACGAGAUGAUGAUGAGAUAGAAUCAGGCACAGAAGCGCGUGGUAGAGAUCUGCUGAAACUGGCACAGAAGAAAAGCGGCAAUUUUUAUGUGGUGAAAGGCUCUAUGCCAUCUUCAGAAGACUAA
Molecule: messenger RNA, 438 nt
Organism: Mucor velutinosus
Lineage: Eukaryota; Fungi; Mucoromycota; Mucoromycetes; Mucorales; Mucoraceae
Exons: 3
Coding region: 1-438 (145 amino acids)
Biological process (GO): regulation of translational fidelity
Source: RefSeq, a predicted model, not a curated record